This is a messenger RNA of Danaus chrysippus (African queen), 627 nucleotides long. The record is from the annotation of a GenBank genome assembly. NCBI's taxonomy places the organism in Eukaryota, Metazoa, Arthropoda, Insecta, Lepidoptera, Nymphalidae.
AUGUGUGAAAAUUUAAGCCAGGAUCGCAUAAGAUGUGAGGCGUGUCGGACAAUUAACCUUGCUAAAAAUGUCAACCAACCGAAGCCAGAUAUGCAAAUAUAUGAGAAGUGCAGUCCGACGCAAAAAAUAUGUUCUCGCGUCCCUGAACUUCCCAUACACCCAACUUGCAUCAAAGUUUGCAGCAAAGAGGAGUAUAAAUUAAGGAAAAGUGGUAAAAAACUAGCUUUACCAGUAAAAACAGUACCUUGUCCUCACGGUAAAUUGAUGUACGCAGUUAAAGCUGGUAUCCUGGUAGGUGCCGUUUACUUCACGUAUUCGCAAGGAGUGUGGGGCGACCAACGAGACGUCACGGAGUGCAUUCGGCGUUGGCAGGAAUAUAUUCGCAGUAUCAACACUAGACGCCCACCUGUGUUCGACCAGUGCGGAAACGUUAUCAAAAAAGAAUCAUCUGAGAGUAUUAUAGCUCCAAUGUACUUAAUAUACAAGAGAAUAGUUACCACCUGCUUUGAAGGUAUCGUUAAAUUCCCUACGAUAUUGAAAUGCGCUUACAUUGAUUACAUCAAGGCCCUCGAAAGAAGGCAGGCAGAGUUAGAACAGGAAAGAAAAAUAAGAAAGAGAUCAAUUUAA